ACGUCCAAAAAAAGGGGAAGAAAAUUCAAUUAGUUGGAAAAGUGGAGUCAAAUAGAGACAUCUAAGAGAAGAAUUACACGUUUAAAUCCAACCCCAGCAGUCCUUCUAGAAUCCAAUUUUUUUUGAAUCAUCAACAAACCAAGACUUUUCUACUCUCAAUUUCAAUUUCAAUUACAUUUUUUUGAAUAAUCAAUCAAGGUCUGCUUGUAAUGCCCGUCCAUUUUAUUUAUUUUUCAAUUUUAAAACAAUGCCUUUGACUUUGUACCAUUCCUCAUAAACACCAUGUUUUUUCUUUCUGUAUAAUUAACCAUUCAUCCUCUUCAAUAAUAAUAAUUUUAAUUCCUGUUAUUAUAUAGUUUCUGGGUGUGUCUGAUUUUGAUUUUUUUGUUCAAAACAUUGGAUAUAUUGUUAGUCAGUUAGUUGGUUAGUUAGAUUGUGAUCCCAUAAGUAUAAAUUUCAUAGCUUUUUGUGAAUUUGAUUGCAAAUUUUCAUCUGGGUAUUCUAUGUUAGUUAAAUUUGUGAUCCCUUAAGUAAAAAGUUCAUAGCUUUUUCUGAAUUUGAUUGCAAUUUUCAUCUGGGUAUUGUAUGUUAGUUAGCUUUAUGUUAUGUUGUUGUUGUUAAGGAGACAUUAGCUCUGAUCUGUCGAAAACCCUCAUGGAUUCAAUUGAGAAAGCUUCAACCUUUGAAGCUUCUUUGAAUUCCAUGUCUAGGAGAAGUAAUCAGUCCAUAGGUAAUGAUUCAGUUAGGGAUUCAGGUGGAUCCAAGCCUGUUGUGAUGAGGCAUGGUUCUAGUAGAGGGCAUGAUUCGUCGGUGUUUAGCGCGUCGCAGAAGGAGAUUAGCGAUGAGGACGCGAGGUUGAUUUAUCUAAAUGACCCUGAUAGGACUAACGAAAGGUUCGAAUUCUCGGGGAAUUCUAUUCGUACUGCGAAAUAUUCUGUGUUUUCGUUUAUUCCAAGGAAUUUGUUUGAGCAGUUUCAUAGAGUUGCAUACAUUUAUUUCCUUAUUAUUGCUGUGCUCAAUCAGCUCCCCCAGCUUGCGGUUUUUGGUAGGGGUGCUUCUAUUUUGCCACUUGCGUUUGUUCUUUCGGUUACUGCUGUUAAGGAUGCAUAUGAGGAUUGGAGGAGGCAUAGAUCAGAUAGAAUUGAGAAUAAUAGAUUGGCUUGGGUUUUGGUUAAUGAUCAGUUCCAGGAGAAGAGAUGUAAGGAUAUUCGGGUUGGUGAAAUCAUCAAGAUUUAUGCAGCUCAAAGUCUUCCUUGUGAUAUGGUUCUGCUCUCUACCAGUGACCCUACUGGGGUUGCUUAUGUCCAGACUAUAAAUUUAGAUGGGGAGUCGAAUUUGAAGACGCGGUAUGCAAAACAAGAAACCGCCCUUUCGAAAGAAAACAUUGACGGCGGAGGAUUCAUUAUUAAGUGUGAGAAACCCAAUAGAAAUAUCUACGGGUUUCAAGGCAACAUGGAUGUCCAUGGGAAAAGGCUAUCGCUUGGUCCCUCCAACAUUGUUCUCCGUGGCUGUGAGCUCAAGAAUACGGCUUGGGCAAUUGGUGUUGCAGUAUAUUGUGGAGGAGAGACCAAAGUUAUGCUCAAUAGCUCAGGAGCCCCUUCAAAGAGGAGUCGACUAGAGACGCGCAUGAAUCUAGAGAUCAUCAUCCUUUCUUUGUUUCUUAUUGCUUUGUGCAGUAUUGUCUCUGUCUGUGCUGCUGUGUGGUUGAGGCGUCACAAGGAUGAGCUAAAUACCAUGCCGUUUUAUAGGAAAAAAGACUUCAAUGAUGAGGAGCAGGAUGACUAUAAUUAUUAUGGAUGGGGACUUGAGAUAGUUUUCACAUUUCUAAUGUCAGUGAUUGUCUUCCAGAUUAUGAUCCCUAUAUCUUUGUACAUUUCUAUGGAGCUUGUUCGGGUUGGUCAGGCAUUUUUCAUGAUUCGAGAUACGCACAUGUAUGAUGAGACCUCCAAUUCAAGAUUCCAGUGUCGAGCUUUAAAUAUCAAUGAAGACUUGGGGCAAAUUAAGUAUGUAUUCUCUGACAAAACAGGUACUCUUACCGAGAACAAAAUGGAAUUUCAGUGUGCAAGCAUAUGGGGAGUAGAUUACAGUGGUGGAAAAACUAGUAUACUGGAGGAUGGGUUUUCUGUUAAAGUGGAUGGAAAGAUUUUGAGGCCAAAGAUGAAGGUGAAGGUUGACCCUCAGCUUCUACAAUUAUCAAGAAGAAGCGGAAAGGUCACGGAGGAACACAAGCGUGUUCAUGAUUUCUUUCUUGCACUGGCGGCAUGUAAUACUAUAGUGCCUAUUGCUUUUGAUGAUGCAUCUGAUCAUACUGCUACGUUGAUAGAUUAUCAAGGGGAAUCUCCAGAUGAACAAGCACUGGCAUAUGCUGCUGCUGCUUAUGGAUUUAUGCUUAUUGAACGAACUUCAGGUCAUAUAGUUAUUGAUAUCCAUGGAGAAAGGCAAAGGUUCGAUGUUUUGGGUCUGCAUGAGUUCGAUAGUGACCGGAAGAGGAUGUCAGUUAUACUAGGGUGCCCUGACAAGACUGUAAAAGUCUUUGUAAAAGGUGCUGAUACAUCCAUGUUUAGUGUGGGGGAUAGAUCUGUAUAUAUGAAUGUGAUACGUGCAACUGAAGCCAAUCUUUACAACUACUCUUUAAUGGGUUUGAGAACUCUUGUUAUUGGGAUGCGUGAAUUGAGUGACUCGGAAUUUGAGCAGUGGCACAGCUCCUUUGAAGCAGCUAGCACAGCUUUAAUAGGUAGGGCUGCAAUGCUUCGAAAGGUUGCUAGCAGUGUGGAGACUCGUCUAAUCAUACUUGGUGCUUCUGCCAUUGAAGAUAAGCUGCAACAAGGUGUACCAGAAGCCAUAGAAUGUCUUAGGUCAGCGGGAAUUAAAGUAUGGGUUUUGACUGGGGACAAGCAAGAAACUGCCAUAUCAAUUGGUUACUCUUCAAAACUGCUGACUAACAGAAUGACCCAGAUUAUAAUCAACAGCAAGUCUAAGGAGUCAUGUAGAAAGAGUUUGCAAGAUGCUUUGCUAAUGUCAACUACCGCUGCUGUAAGCGAAGUGGCCUUGAUUAUUGAUGGUACCAGCCUUGUUUAUAUACUUGACACCGAACUUGAAGAAGAGCUAUUUGAACUGGCCAGUAAAUGUUCUGUGGUACUCUGCUGCCGGGUAGCACCAUUGCAAAAGGCUGGAAUUGUUGCCCUUGUGAAGAACAGAACUGCUGACAUGACGCUCUCUAUUGGAGAUGGUGCUAAUGAUGUUUCAAUGAUCCAAAUGGCUGAUGUUGGAGUUGGCAUCAGUGGAAAAGAAGGUCGGCAAGCUGUAAUGGCAUCAGACUUUGCGAUGGGGCAGUUUAGAUUCUUAGUUCCACUUUUAUUGGUCCAUGGACAUUGGAAUUACCAGCGGAUGGCAUACAUGAUACUGUAUAACUUUUAUAGGAAUGCUAUAUUUGUUCUUGUUUUAUUUUGGUACGUGCUCUUUACAAGUUUCACGUUGACAACUGCAAUCAAUGAGUGGAGCAGUAUGCUGUAUUCUAUUAUUUAUACUUCAGUGCCAACCAUUAUUGUUGGUAUUCUUGAUAAGGACCUAAGUAGACGGAGUCUUGAGAAGUAUCCUCAGCUAUAUGGAUGUGGGCAGAGACGGGAGAGCUAUAACUCUAAACUGUUUUGGCUGACAAUGGUGGACACCGUAUGGCAAAGUGCAGUUGUGUAUUUCGUACCUUUGUUAGCAUAUUGGGGCAGCUCAAUUGAUGCAUCAAGUAUAGGAGAUCUGUGGACACUGGCCGUGGUGAUUUUGGUUAAUUUGCACUUGGCUAUGGAUGUGGUGCGAUGGAGUUGGAUUACGCAUGCCGCCAUCUGGGGGUCAAUAGUUGCAACAUUUAUUUGUGUCAUUGUCAUUGAUGCUUUGCCUACAUUAGUUGGAUAUUGGGCCAUUUUUGAAAUUGCAAAGACAAGAUUGUUUUGGUUAUGCUUGCUUGCUAUAAUUAUCGCAGCUCUAGUUCCACGAUUUGUCGUAAUAGUAGUUCAUCAAUACGCGAGUCCGUCUGAUAUUCAGAUUACAAGAGAAGCAGAGAAGAUUGGGGAGUUUGGAGGUGUAGAUGUAGAAAUAGAAAUGAACCCAAUCUUAUAAAAUUGUAAAAAUUAUCAUUUUUGUUGUUUAUCUUCUUAUAUAGUUGUUGAGUGUAAAUUUAGGGGAUCAAAUAGAACAAUAGUUACACAAAUUCUUUUGUUUGAUAAAAUUAUACAAAUUUUUACAAUUCUCAUUUC
Mercurialis annua (annual mercury) is the source of this 4247-nucleotide messenger RNA. RefSeq names its product phospholipid-transporting ATPase 1. Gene Ontology annotation, molecular function: magnesium ion binding; ATP binding; ATPase-coupled intramembrane lipid carrier activity. Gene Ontology annotation, cellular component: plasma membrane. The transcript is spliced from 6 exons. Bases 655 to 4110 code for a protein of 1151 amino acids. NCBI's taxonomy places the organism in Eukaryota, Viridiplantae, Streptophyta, Magnoliopsida, Malpighiales, Euphorbiaceae. The record is from RefSeq and is a predicted model, not a curated record. Gene Ontology annotation, biological process: phospholipid translocation.